This is a messenger RNA of Peronospora matthiolae, 1425 nucleotides long. The record is from the annotation of a GenBank genome assembly. Lineage: Eukaryota; Oomycota; Peronosporomycetes; Peronosporales; Peronosporaceae.
AUGCAGUUUGAAAGUUUCACGCAGACAAUGCCAAAGUUAAUGGUGACAAAGCAGUUUCAAGAGAGCGACGAGACGGAGAGUGAGAGCGAGGCGCAGCACGAGGAGAGUGACUCCUGUGCUUCGGAGAGUGCGAGCAGUAGCGAAGAUUCGGCACGCAGUUAUUGCAGCAGUACUGUCCCUCCUGAAAGUAGCACCAGCGAGCAGGAUGAAGACGAGGUACGCAGCGAGAACUUAAGCCCAGCGACGAUUGUGAAGAAGACAAGAUGGUAUGAUGCUGUGAAAAGUGAGGAAGGAUGUGAGGCGCACCCGACGAAGAAAUUGAGGAGAGUUGAGUGUUCGAAGCGGACGAAUUUGUCUGAUAGUUACCUUGACAAGGAUCGCGAGGCGGAAGGAUCGAUACCACGGAGUGUGAGAGGCUUGUUGAAGGAAGAAAAUGGGGGCGACGAGCUCGUUGACGGUGACUGGCAGACGCAACUGUCGCGAGAUGCGAAUGCGCGAGAUACUGCGGUUACGGUUAAGACCGAUGAAUUUGCCGACGAGAGUGACACAGACAGCGACACGGAGUGGCGUGACAAUGAAUGGGAGCAUCGCGUGUCAACAGAGGAUGAAGAUGAGGAGGUGAUUUCACUUGGUGACGUCAACCAAGCAAAGUUUGUGCUGCGAAAUAUCACAUCACGCAUUCCCCUCGUUGAGGAAACAGCGAUCCGUCGAAGUGUUAAACUGUCGGGACCACCGCUUGAAUUUGCUACGACUCAUUCGGAUGAGUAUGCGCGGAAAUUUCGUUGGCCUCAGCAUACGCGGAACCUUCGUGAUACCAAUUUUUUGCAGGAUCCGAUCGAAAUUUUGGAGGAUUUUGAGCUACUAACAGGAGCCAGACAGCCAAGUCCGCGCCCCACAACUUCACACCAGCUAAGGCCAAAUGGAGAAGCUGUCCCUUUGGAGAGCGCUUUUGCUCGUAUACCACGUCCUAUGAUAGCACUUGCAGCUGAAACCCUGUGCCGGUCAUCGCAAAAGCGGAAGCGAAAUAACUCUGCGAACGAGGGUGGGGCCAGUUUAUUGCCUCCAGCGUCUACCUUACUGGGUUUUGCUCGAAUUGGGGGACAGUUCAGCGACCACUUUGUCGGAUCGUUAAUCCGCUCAAACGGGAAAGCGCUCCACGGCACUGACGACGAGCUUGUUUGUAGCCUUGACAAACGUUGCUGGUCUUCACUUCCGACGAAGAAAAAGCCUGUUGCAAAUUGGAGGUUUAUCUUGGAGCAUGUACAGAAAACCAUCGGUAGAUGUGAGGGUGUUUGCGACGUUGUCUGCCCGGCCAUUGCGCCAGAAACGAUGGAUCGUAUUGCGGAUCGCCUAAUGAUAUUGUAUGGAUACACAAUGCAGCACGAAGAUGAUGACAUUUUCGAGAGAGCAGCACGGCGAACAUGA